Molecule: messenger RNA, 3295 nt
Organism: Nicotiana attenuata
Lineage: Eukaryota; Viridiplantae; Streptophyta; Magnoliopsida; Solanales; Solanaceae
Product: protein EARLY FLOWERING 3-like
Exons: 5
Coding region: 1031-2983 (650 amino acids)
Biological process (GO): regulation of photoperiodism, flowering
Source: RefSeq, a predicted model, not a curated record
ACCAAGUUGCCAAUGUGACAUAAAAAAAAUGAAGAAAUCUCAAUCACAAACUCACAGUCCCAACAAUAAUUUUUGUACUCCAAUAAACUAUCUCUAUAUCCUACCCAAAAUUGGGUCCAUGGCCAAACUUUUUUGGCUUUGAUUUUUUCCUUCAAGAAUCCCCCUUUCCCAUUUCAAGAAUCACUUCUUGUUUCUUCAGUUUAAUCUCUUGUUCAAAGCAAAGUUCAUGUCUUUUUGCUUCUGGGUACUUCUAAAAGUGCUUGAUUUGAGGUAAAAAACUAGUAGUUUUUUUCAUUUCUGCGUGUAUGGAUUUCAGUGUUUUCUCAAGUGGGUCAGAUUAGUUUUGAGCAGUUAUGAAAAAUUUGUGGUAAAAGAAUAUACUUUUUCAUUUAAACUUUCAGUUGCUAGUGAAAUUUGAAUAUUGUACUCAUUUGAGGAAAUGGGUUGAUUUUGGUUUAUGGGGUUGUGAGUUUGUGAUCAUCUGAAUAGUUGAUGGCUGCUCUUGGGGGAUUCUUGAAUUAGUCAAUAUUAAAUUCUACUUGUGGUAUUGUGUCGGUGAGAGGUAGCAGGUACCCGGUUGAAUAGUCGAGGUGCGAGCAAGCUAUCCUAGAAACCAUCGUCGUAAAAAGGAAAUAGUACUUUGUUGUAUCUGUGCUGGCGAGAGGUAUCAAGCAUUCGGUGCAGUAGUCGAGGUGCAAGCAAGUUGGCUUAGACACCACCAUCAUAAAAAAAUACGUACUUUGUUGUAUUUGUGCUAAUGGGAGUUAGUAGAUAUUCGAUGGAAUAGUCGAGGUGCGUGCAAGCUGGUCCGGACACCACCCUCACAAAAACAUAGUACUUUGUUGUAUCUCUUAAAAGACUAGAAGGGGAGUAAGUGGAAGAGGAGGGGCGGACCCAUUACCCCGAGUUUCGACCAGAAGAGGUGUAAGUGGAGAAAGGUAGAGGGGCGGGUCCAUCAUCCAAGAGUUUCAAGGGCUGCGGUUGGCCCUAGACGGAGUUCUCGGUCAUAAAAAAGCAGUACUAGAAUUGGAUGAAGAGAGAGAAAGGUGAAGAGAGAGUAAUGAGGCCAAUGUUUCCAAGGCUUCAUGUGAAUGAUACAGAGAAAGGAGGUCCAAGAGCACCUCCAAGGAACAAGAUGGCUCUUUAUGAACAGCUUAGUAUCCCUUCUCAAAGAUUCAACCCUGGUGAUUUGCCUCUUAACAAUAAUAGUAACACUGUACCUCCUUACUCAAGUCAGGGGAAUGAACAUGAAAGAGGUGUACUUUUCUUGAGACAGCUUCCUGAAUUAAGACAUUCAGUUGAGAAGCCACAUGGCCGCAGUUGUGGUUCAAAUACCCCGUUGCAGAAAGUUGAGUCUAGAAAGCAAACUGAAAAGAAUGAUUUUAGAAUUCCCACGUUUGGUAACUUCAAGGCGGGUCAGGGACAUGGGAAAUUUUAUAACAAUCUUGAUAUGGAAAAGCUCACUCCCUCUAAUCAAGCGAUUUCAGGGUGCUCAAACAAAGAAUUCAAAGAAAUUACUGGUCUGAUUACGAGACAGCUUGGUAAAAUCCAGAAUGGAGAGAACUCCAAAGAUCAUGCAAUAAGCCGUAAAUGUACCUCAGAUUCUUUAUCUACGGAUAAGGCAGAAGGUAGUUUGAAGCAAACUGAUAAAUUGUUGCAUUUCAAACCGAGAAAGAAUCAUGCAAAUACCUUUGGUGAAUUACAGAUGACCAAUAUUGUACGGUUACAAUUCAGACCUGAUUCUCGAGUUGAUUGCACUGUCUUUGCCGGAUCUGCCAUGGAUGUCGAUAAUGAAUCCCCUGAAGACAAGACAUGUAAAUCAUCCCAAACAGGAGAAAUGGACCAGUGUGAUGACUUAUCAGAGACUUCUAUGGUGGAGUGUGUAUCUAAAAUGGACAUAUCUCCCGAUGAUAUUGUUAGAAUAAUAGGACAAAAGCAUUUCUGGAGAGCAAGACGAGCUAUUGCCAACCAACAGAGAGUGCUUGCAGUCCAAGUAUUCGAGUUGCAUCGACUACUCAAGGUCCAGAAACUCAUAGCCGGUUCGCCAAAUAGUAUGCUCGAAGAUAGUUCUUCUUUAGGCAAACCUUUAAAGAGGUUGUCUACUAAAAGACUUGCAUUGGAGUAUAAACGCAAAGCACCUGAAAAUGUUUCGAAACAGAAGAUUGAUUCCGAGAAGCCCAACUCUAGGAUGGAAUCCAAUGCCGAAAAUGAUGUAGGAGAGACAUCUCUUUCUUGCCGCAGACCACUUUCAGAAACCCCGUCAUCAACACCGGUAAAACACGACUCCCACAUGGGUCCGUUGCUCUUCAAUCAAUCUUCGGGGCAGCAAUGGUUAAUACCUGUGAUGUCUCCUUCUGAAGGACUAGUAUACAAGCCACACCCUGGACCUGCAUUCACGAGUCCAAUAUAUGGCAGUUGUGGACCCCCGAUUCCAAUGACGGGAAAUUUUUUAGCUCCAGCAUACUAUCAACGAACGGGAGCUCCUUUCGCACCUCCACCUAGUCAUGGCUACUUUCCUCCGUUUGGCAUGCCAGUUAUGAAUCCAGUAAUCCUGUCUCCAGCUAUUGAUCAACCAGACCUGGUUGCUGCAACGGGUUUUCAAGGUCAGUUAUCGGGAGAUCAGGGAGUGAAUUUUAACAUUCAACAACAGAACUCAAGUAAUGUUGCGAGAGAGAAUAAUGGAGCCGUGCCAGAGGUUGUGAGAUUGUAUCCCUCUAGAGAUUCUGAGUUGCAAGCCAGCACUGCAAGUAGUCCAAGUGAAAGAGGUCGUGGAGUAGACGUUGGAAACUCCACCGGAGGAAGAAGCGUGUUUCCUCUGUUCCCAACCAUUCCUGCUAUUAGCAACCCCGAUAGUAGCCCCCAGCCUCAUUUUCCCAGUCAUCCUGCUAGAGUUAUCAAAGUUGUGCCUCGUAAUGCCAGUACUGCUACAGAAUCUGCUGCUCGGAUUUUUCAGUAUAUACAAGAAGAGAGAAAACAGCAUUGACUCAGAUUUCUCUCAUCUAUAGCUAUACAGAAAACAGAAUUGACUCUUUUUUCCCUCAUCUUAAGGUUGUACCUGGGCUGUGAAUGUGACCAUGUACCUUUGAUAACUCGGUCGAUGAGCCUUUUUAGAUAAUAUACAGUGUAUAGUGAUUGCUUCUUACCAUGCUGUACACUUAUUUCCAUUUUGUUGUUUGUCCUCAUUGUGAAAAUGGACAGAGCUAUCUUAAGAUAUGUCUUCGUUCUAGGCCUCUUCUUUCGAAUGUAUUUCGAGGUUAACUUUUCAUUUGCAAUGUAUUUCGAGGUUAACUUUUCA